Molecule: messenger RNA, 1116 nt
Organism: Telopea speciosissima
Lineage: Eukaryota; Viridiplantae; Streptophyta; Magnoliopsida; Proteales; Proteaceae
Product: persulfide dioxygenase ETHE1 homolog, mitochondrial
Exons: 10
Coding region: 3-905 (300 amino acids)
Biological process (GO): glutathione metabolic process; hydrogen sulfide metabolic process
Molecular function (GO): sulfur dioxygenase activity
Source: RefSeq, a predicted model, not a curated record
AAAUGCUUCGACUCUUCUCUGUAUCUCCGCCCAAUCUCUUCGUUCAAUCUAUCAAAAACCCAGCAUUUCCUUUUCUAUUGGCAUCAAAGAAAUUGAAUACCAAUGUGAGAUUGCAGGUGAGGGGUUUCAGCGCCUCCUCUGGCUCUGAAUCCUCCAAGCUUUUGUUUCGUCAGCUCUUUGAGAAGGAAUCUUCCACGUUUACUUACUUGCUCGCCGAUGUCGCCCAUCCUGAAAAACCUGCUCUGUUGAUUGACCCAGUAGACAAAACAGUGGACAGAGACCUGACUCUUGUUAAGGAGUUGGGAUUGAAGCUCAUUUAUGCUAUGAAUACCCAUGUUCAUGCUGAUCAUGUCACAGGAACUGGCCUUAUCAAGGGUAAAGCUCCAGGGGUGAAAUCAAUUAUUUCAAAAGCAAGCAAUUCGAAAGCUGAUCUUCUGAUUGAACAUGGUGAUAAAAUAUACUUCGGCAAUCUUUUUCUGGAGGUCCGUGCUACACCAGGUCAUACAUUUGGUUGUGUUACUUAUGUUACUGGUGAUGGGCCUGAUCAGCCUCAACCUAGGAUGGCUUUCACUGGCGAUGCCUUAAUGAUACGUGGAUGUGGGAGGACAGAUUUUCAGGGUGGAAGCUCAAACCAGCUCUACAAUUCAGUUCAUUCACAGAUAUUCACUUUGCCCAAAGAUACGUUGGUUUAUCCUGCUCAUGACUACAGAGGAUUCACAGUUUCUACUGUGGGAGAGGAGAUGGUCUAUAAUCCUCGUCUAUCAAAGGAUGAGGAAACAUUCAAGAACAUCAUGGAAAAUUUGAAUCUCGCAUAUCCCAAGAUGAUAGAUGUGGCGGUCCCUGCCAAUAUGGUCUGUGGGUUGCAAGAUCUGAUAAAAAAACCAUCUGAGGCUGUGUCCAGCUAGACCUAACACCUAUGAAGAUUUGGGAGCUAGGUCCUCGGCAUCGCUGAUGAACACAUCUUUCACGUGGAUCCUGAGGUUAAGCAAUUGAACAGCAGAUGAACUGGCAAAAGCAGGGGCCAGAAGGGUAACUGCUUAUGCUGUUGCCUAUCCGUUGCAGACAAGAGCUAGAACUGUAAUUAGAUUUUCCUUAGGGUGGUUCGGUUUUCUAGUU